UUUUGAAAUUGCCAGCUCGAGAUGGCAGCGCCGACGCCGUCCGGAGGAUGGCGCGAAGAGAUCACAGAGGAGAACCGAAAGGGGAUGAUCACGGACAUGUACCACGAGUUGCUACGCAUCUCGGGUGAAAACGACAAGCAGAAGGUGUGGCGGUCAGCUGCCAAGUUUGAAUUGAUGUUGUGGUUGCAGUCAACAGAUCAGAUGACGUAUAUGUCAAAGCUGCAGAAAAAAAUUGCGAGUCUGAAAAAGAAGGUCCAAUCCGAGACUGCAGGAGUUCCCCAGCAAACUCCAGCCCAACAGCAGCAGCAACAACAACAGCAGGCCCAGAUGAAUUCCCAAGCGCAGGCACAAAUGGCUGCUGCCGCUGGAAUGUUUCAGAACCCAGUUAACAUGGCGAACGCCGCUGGGAUGGCCAAUGCGACCAACGCCGCAGCGAUCCAGCAGUACAACCAAACUUUGUUCCUCCAGCAACAAGCGGAGCUUUUGAAAAAACAGCAAGAACAGCACCGCUUGAAUACCCUUGCCCGCCAGCAACAAGCCCAACAGGCUGUCGCAGCUGCUCAAGCUGCCGCAGCCGCGCAAGCAACCCAAGCCGCUCAAGUUGCCGCCCAGGCCGCAGCCGCCGCGGCUGCAACGACUGCAAACACUUCAGCAUCGGCCCCUGGUCCCACAACCACAAAUCCAUUGGCUACCCAGCAACAGCCCCAAGUGCUGAUGCAGUUGCAGCAACAAUACCAGCAGCAAAAGUCGGCGCUGACGACGGCCCAGCACAACGAGAUGCAAAGGCUGCGGCAGGCCCAACUGCUCCAGCAAAACCAAGUGUCAACACAGCAGCACCAGAACAACGUGCCACAGGAAGCGCGCGUGAAUCAAAUGACACAACUCCAGCAGCAGCACCUGAAUGCACGCAACAAGCUCUCAGCCGAGCACAAGGCCAAGCAGGCGCAGCUCCUACGGCAACACCAACAGACUUUUUUGCAGCAAAAGGCACUGCUCGGGCACACCACGAUGUCUGCGGCGGCGGCCAAUAACGCGAACGCGUCGGCGUCCUCAGGCACUGCUGCAAACAAUUCGGCAACCAUGAACGCAAAUGCGAUGAACACGGCAGCGGCGAUGCAGCAAGCCGCCGCGAUUGCCGCACAGACAAACAAUCAAGUCACCGCUGCGCAAGCGCUGGCGGCGCAAAAGUUCCAGCAGCAGCAACGCGCCCUGUCCCGUCAAAACUCGCUGACAUCAACGACACCCGGACCAACCGCGUCGACCGCUUCGACACCACCUGUCCCUGCCGCAAACGCCGCUGGGCAAUUGGCCACAGCGGCGUCUGGCGACGCCUUGAGCUACGGCGACAAGCUCAAGCAGCUCAAGACCAAGUACUGGGAAGAUCUCGUCGUGGUUUGCCGUGAAUUCACCCGCAUGGCGAUGCAAAAACCGGCGGGAGAGUCCCAACAGGCGUUGCAACAACAAGAACGCAUUAAAAACUUUUUGCAAAACCUCAAGCGCAUCAUGACGUUGCUCAACCAAGACCCGACCAAGCUCACGAGUAACAACCGAAAUGACCUGGACCGCGUCGAACAGCACAUUGAGCGCCAGGUGAUGCCGAUUUUGUCUCGAUUGAAGUCGGACAAGGCCAAGCAGCGAGAAGUACGUGGCAAACAGGAUGCGUUCGCCGAAGGUGACAGUAUGUCGAUAGGACCCGGCUAAGACGGAAACGCCAGUGACACCGGCACCGACCGCUGGCCCAACCCCGGCGGACCUCCAGCGACAAACGGUGCUCAUGCAGCAAGCAGCGCAGCUCGAGCUGCAACGGCAGAACCACCUUGCCCAGGUGAGAGAGCACGCGAUCGAUGGGCAAAUGACAGCAUGUGGGCGAGUGGUUUUGAAUUUGAAUCGAACGCACGAACUCGUUUGACGUUCUGCACACAUUGGAGCGUUGUGUUUCAGUUUUGUGGUGCAUUCUCAACAUGCCGGCGACUACCGAUCGUGAUGGCAUCGGUUGUUGUAGCAAAAAGCGGCCCAGGAAGCGUUGGUGAAGGCACAAAAAGCAGAGCUGAUCAAAGUGGAAGCAGAGAAACAGCAAGCUGUGGCGGCAGCUGCGGCGGCCGCCGCCGCAGACCAAGAGCGUAAGGUCAAAGAGGAAGAGGUCAAGAAAGAAGCGUCGAUGGCCGAGUUGCUCAAACGACAACAACAAAUGCAAGCGGCGCAGUUGGCCGCCGCCGCUGCCCAACAAACAGGGCCGCCCAUCAAGCUGACUGAAGCCCAAAAGGUGGCGUUGCAAGAACAAGCCAAUAAGUUUCGCCUGCAGCAACAAGAAGUUCUCAACCAGCAGACCCGCGCCAAGAGCCCCGCGAGCCAGACCAAGCUAGCGCAGCAAGCGCAUUUGUACGGCGUGCACAUCGCCAAGAUCACACAGCAGCUGCUCCAGGCCAAGUUGGCGGAGGAAAAGGACAAGAAGGACGAGAUAGUGUCGAUCGUGUCGAUCAACUCGGCACUGAACGCGUCCGAGAACUUUCUCAACGUGAUCACAGCCUUUGCAAAAGACAAGCCCGACGUGCUCGAAAAAGCCGCCCCCACGUUCGCGGGACUGAGUCAAGCACUCGGAACAAAGCUGACGACGUCGUUCUUUUCGUCCUCGUGACGGGAUUGUCAUAAAACACGUGAGUCCCUACCAUUGCACCACGGUUGUCUUUGCCGUGUUUUCGCGGAACGACCGAGUCAAGAGGGGAAUCCCUUGGAGACGGGGGGCCGUGCCAGAUCCUUCUCUGCAACGAAGGCGCAUCCUCUCG
Molecule: messenger RNA, 2783 nt
Organism: Aphanomyces invadans
Lineage: Eukaryota; Oomycota; Saprolegniomycetes; Saprolegniales; Verrucalvaceae
Exons: 4
Coding region: 22-1701 (559 amino acids)
Biological process (GO): regulation of DNA-templated transcription
Molecular function (GO): transcription coregulator activity
Source: RefSeq, a predicted model, not a curated record